UAAUUAGUUCCAUCAACAGUAUCGAAUUCCUUGAUUAAAAAAAAAUGAUGCGCGUUUUUUAGAUCCUGCGUACAUUUUUACGGUGUAGUCUCUUUAAAUCUCAUGGAUUGGCUAUUUAAUUAAAUAUAAUAAUGAGACUAUACUUUAUUUUGAUAUAUUUAGGUGUCAUAGUAUCAGCGAAAAAACAUAAACAUAGGUCCUCAGACAAGGACAGUACGACAGAGGCGACUCGAACGAGAUCGUGGGAAAGUGCAGAGCACGAUGCGGAAACUAUCACGUUCGUCGACACAUAUUUGGAUCUUAGAGGAACUAUGAGGAAGGAAUUCGCUCUGGAAGCAGCGUUCGUGGAUCACGCGAGGAAUAUGAUAUGUUCUCCAAUGUCUGCGCUAAUGCCUUUAGGAAAAUUGGCACUGGGGGCAGAAGGAAGAUCAGAAAGAGAAUUAUUAAAGGCGUUAGGUCUUGAAAGUAGUAAGCAAUUAGAAACCUCGUUCGCACAUUUGAUCACAAACAUGCAAUAUCUGCCCGGAGUUACUCUGGAUGUGGCCAGCAGAGUAUAUGUUGCAUCGGAUAAAUCACUAAACAGAAAAUUUGAAAAACACACUAAACAAAUUUUUAAGUCCUCUUGUCAGAGGAUUGAUACCUCAGAACCAUCGGACACCGCAUCGAUGAUUAACAAUUGGGUAAGAGAAAAAACACGAGGAAAAAUAAAAAGGUUGAUUGAACCAUCGGAUAUUUCAAAACACACUUCUCUUAUUCUGGUCAACGCCAUUUAUUUCUACGGAACUUGGCAUGAACGAUUCACCAAGACAUACACAGACGACUUUCAUUCAGCAUCAGGAACGCGCCGUAUACCAAUGAUGUCUCGGGAAGGGACAUACAAUUACUACCAAUGUGAUACUUUGAACGCUCAGAUCGUCGAAAUUCCUUACGAAGGAGGGCAAUCUUCAAUGAUUGUUGUGCUUCCAUACAAUAAGAAUGGUCUUCCAGUACUGCUACGAGCUUUAAAACUAGCCCCUGAACUAUUAAACCAAGCUUUGGAGAAAAUGAAAAAAGCAGACCUUAUAUUGUGCAUGCCUAAGUUCAAAAUUGAAACUGAUUUCGAUCUAGGUGAUUUGUAUAAAAAGGUCGGAGUACGUUCAAUAUUUGACCCAAAAAAAUCAAAAUUGACCGGUAUAAUUGAUGACGAAACCGUUCAUGUUUCUAAAGCCAUACAUAAAGCUGUUAUAGAAGUCAAUGAGAAGGGAACUGAAGCGGCGGCUAGUUCAGUAGCGGGAUUACAGCAGCUCUCAUAUUUGAACCUUCCUAUACUCCAUGCUAAUCGGCCGUUUAUGUUCCACAUAGUGUUUUACAAAGAGCAAAUGUUCUCUGGAGUAUAUUCUGGAUAGUAAAUAAUAUUUUUUGGGCAGUAAUCGAUCUUUAAAGUACAUCAUUAUAUUUUGUUCAUUAAAGGUAAGCGUCCACAGGCCCGCAUCGUACGCAUUCCGUAUGACGUCAUCAGUACGCAUCGCAUAUAGGCAUUGCCGAUGAUGCGGUUUAGUGGACGAAGUUGUAUAAGUUUCUAUACAAGACAAAUUAAAAUCCAUGGCGUGCGAUGCGUACGAUGCGGGCCUGUGGACGCGUACUUUAAAUCAGUUGUCAGUAUAAAACUAAACCUCAACUAAGGAAUGUGUCGCUUGAUAUAUUAUUAUUAUGUGAAAUUAUAAAUAAAUGGUUUGAAAGUG
Molecule: messenger RNA, 1721 nt
Organism: Spodoptera frugiperda (fall armyworm)
Lineage: Eukaryota; Metazoa; Arthropoda; Insecta; Lepidoptera; Noctuidae
Product: antichymotrypsin-2
Exons: 9
Coding region: 132-1385 (417 amino acids)
Biological process (GO): negative regulation of endopeptidase activity
Molecular function (GO): serine-type endopeptidase inhibitor activity
Source: RefSeq, a predicted model, not a curated record